UGUUUGUGUGUUCGUUCGCCAUCUCUCCCGCCUUCCUUCGAUUCGGUCUCCCCACCUCCUGCCUACCUGCCUGCCUUUCUUCGCUUGCUUCGCUCUCGCUGGCUGUUUGUGGCUUGCUUCGUCGCUUUCCAAUAAGCACGCGUGGCAUUCACACCAUCCCGAGCCCUCUCCCUUCUCCUUCAACAAGCCCCCUCCAAGCGUCCACGCAAGCAGCUCAACUCGUACACACGCUCACGCACACACACGUGCACACGCACGCACGCACACCAUGUUUCGGUCACGCGUGUUGGGGAGUCGGUUUCUGUCGACACCGACGCUGGACACAUGGCGACGCCUCCUGCGGCAAGACCGCACCCCUCUGGUGAACGUCUUCAAGCCAAACGAGCUCCGUGGAACCCUAACCCCAUAUGACCUACCGGGUGCCUUCGACGCCAUGCGAACCAACACCACGUACCCCAUCCUGGCCACCCUCUACGACCUGUGCAAGGCCAUGCCCUGGAUAACGGAGCAAGGCACUCCGGGCCUGCUGCGCACGGGCGAGUACACAAAGGUCGUGGACGAGAUGGACAACGCGAGCGAGGCCAUCCUCACCAUGGCCGAGCACGCCCUGCACGACCCAGCCAACACGGAGGACACCAUCGCCACCCUGGCCAUGCUCAAGAUCAUCUACGCCCACCUCAUCAACAACUACUGCUACCAGCCCUGCCGCCAUGCGCUGGAGCAGUCCAAGGACCCCAACCGCGUCGGCCGCGCAAACCCCGUCAUCCCCGCGCAGCUCGCCCAGCCCCGCACCAUCCUCUGCACCCUCUUUGACACGGAGAUGCCGCUGUACCGCUGGCAGAACUACAACGAGUACUCGCCCGCCAAUUGCCGCGUCCUGCCCAAGGACGCGCCCGAGCUCAACCAGGACACCGUCACCACCAUGGUCCGCGGCGAGGGCUCCCGCGACGAAAUUGGCUUCAUCGGAAACCACUACGUGCAAGAGUCCCGCACCCCAAAGCUCAUCUCCGCCUGCACCGACCUCCUCGCUGCCUGCAAGCACCACAACGCCAACGGCGCCGCCGACGCCUAUCGCACGGCCGUCGAGGCCAUGCGGCACAUCAACGAAGUCAACAAGCAGAUGCCGCAGUGGUGCUCUCCGCGCGGCUACAACCAGCUGCGCAUCUGGAUCCCAGGCCCGCGCAACCACUCCGGUCACGCCGCCCGCGACCUCUUCCCGCCUCAGGGGGUGUGCUUCGAGGGCUCCGAGGAGCUCGGCGCCCCAGAGUACGACAUGUCCCGCGGUGAGACGGGCGCCAUGACCACCAUCAUCAAGCUCGCCCGCACCAUGUCCCUCUUCUCCUACGACACCCAGACCUUUGGCGAGAACGAGCUCACCCUCGCCCAGAGGGACUUUGACCUGCGCCGAGAGCCGGCGCAGCGCAUGUUCAUCAACCGCACCGCAGCAAGGCUCGAGGAGUACAACGCCCUCAAGCUCGCGCACACGCACCCACACGUCUGGCUCCAGCUCACCCGCCUCCGCGCCCAGAUUAUCGAGCACAACAUCACCCACUAUGGCUACAGCCGCCACUACAUCUUCGAGAACAAGGAGGCGUCCACAUCAGCGCUCUUCGAGGCCACCGGCGGCACCACCCACCAGUUCCUGCCCACCAGCGCCCUGGCCAACAUCUCCCAGACGCUGCUCGAGAUUCGCCAGCUGAAGACCAUGGCCACCAGCCUGGACGCCGCCGAGAUUGCCGAGCUGGACGCCAUCCAGGAGCGCCUCACCAUGCUGGAGGAUGUCACGCAGAAGCAGCGCGACAAGUUUGUCCACAUGGAGGAAGAGCAGCGUCAGCACCAGGUCGAGAAGGCGUGAUUCCAUAACGAAGUGUGCGCUUUUCAGACACCUGUGCUUUGUUCUGUUUUCCCCGGACUUGGCAUUAACAAGUCCACCUCUGUCUGUAUUCAUUUACACCUAGGUUGCUAACCUUGCGUUGCUGUGCAAAUCACGAGCCACCUUCCUAUGUGAACGCAUGUGACAACUUGUCUAUCUGCAUGUGCAUGUAUGCUCUGUGUGUGUGUGUGCGUGUGUGUGCAUGCUCGUAGCACACGCGUGUACGAAUGUGUGCGUGUGUGUGUUUGUGCAUGUUUCACAAACGCCCUCGAUUGUGUAAUCUCACGUCAUUUAAACACCAUGCUCCCCCAGUACGCUGUCAUUCCAUGACCUGCCUCUGUGGAGUGAAGCGAACCAAGUUUUAAGUUAUCAUGAGACGUGUGACAAGCAAC
Molecule: messenger RNA, 2265 nt
Organism: Salpingoeca rosetta
Lineage: Eukaryota; Choanoflagellata; Craspedida; Salpingoecidae
Exons: 1
Coding region: 269-1855 (528 amino acids)
Molecular function (GO): heme binding; metal ion binding
Source: RefSeq, a predicted model, not a curated record